GGUUUUUCUUAAAAAUGAUUUUUAACACUUUUUUUCCAGUGAAAACAUGCUUUUUUCGCCUCCAGAAAUACAUUCUGGUUUUACAAAGUGGUCAGACUCGGAUUCAUCUAAAACACAGUGUAAACUUUAUCAUCACGGAUUUAUUAUUCCGUCACCUCCACCCUCUCCAAAGGAAAACUUGGGAGGGGUUUUAGCAGAGACGAAGACGGAUGAAGAAGCUAAGAAAGAAAAGAAGACGGUGAAAGAGGAACAAGCGGGAGCUACGUUUGUAGCGCGUGUUUUUGAUAUAUAUAAAAGUGAUCCUCGUGGAAUGCUUCGUAAUGAACGUAAAUGGCUUGCCUAUCAUAUGCCAUCAUCGAAUGCAGAAGUCCAUAAGAAGAGGACGAGGAAUGCGUCGAAUAUUGUACGUCGUACGAUAUCCACGACGGGAUGUCGUACGACGUCUGUAGGGCGAGGAGUGGGUAAAACGAAGACGCAAUUUUAUUCGAUUGGAAUGGCUAAUUACAAGCCGAAACAAUCGUCAAAAGAACAUUAUAUGCAUACGCAUUCGUUUGAUGUAGCGAAUACGCCAUAUGAAUUAUUACCGGAUUUUUGUCCACCGACAUCUACACUGGAUAAGAUUAACCAUCCUCGGCCAUUGAGAGCGGAAUGGAAGGGGAUUCCGUUAGAUUUAUCUAAUGAUCCGCAUGUGGAUCAAUUACAUCCGGCAGAAGUUUAUUUAGCAUCGCAAUUAAGAUUACCAGCUAUGGUAUAUUUAGAUAAUAAGCGAAGAAUAUUCGCGGAAUACCAUGCACGUAAAGAAGCGGGACUUGGAUUUCGACGAACAGAUGCGCAAAGAUGUGCCCGUAUAGAUGUAAACAAAGCAAGUCGUUUAUGGCAAGCAUUUGAGCGAGUUGGAUGGCUUGAUUAGUUAGUUAGCAAGUAAUGGAUAUCUUCUUCAUUUUUGUAAUGGCUAU
Messenger RNA from Pneumocystis carinii B80, 956 nucleotides. RefSeq lists its product as hypothetical. The transcript has a single exon. Gene Ontology annotation, molecular function: protein binding. The record is from RefSeq and is a predicted model, not a curated record. NCBI's taxonomy places the organism in Eukaryota, Fungi, Ascomycota, Pneumocystomycetes, Pneumocystales, Pneumocystaceae. Bases 47 to 910 code for a protein of 287 amino acids.